Messenger RNA from Penicillium argentinense, 381 nucleotides. RefSeq lists its product as uncharacterized. The coding region runs from base 1 to 381 and encodes 126 amino acids. The record is from RefSeq and is a predicted model, not a curated record. The transcript has 3 exons. NCBI's taxonomy places the organism in Eukaryota, Fungi, Ascomycota, Eurotiomycetes, Eurotiales, Aspergillaceae.
AUGACUUCCCGUUUCGAGCACAACCGCCGCGUCGCCUACGAGUGCGAGAACGACCUCAACUCCUACCAGGCCAAGCAGGGUCUCGGCCCCAAGAGUGACUCCGUCAAUGAGUCCGGCGUCAACGAGAUGGUCGACCAGCGCUUCCCCGAGUCCCGCGGCGUCAAGUACGGCCCUGGCUCAACUGCCUCUGGCAGUGACCACCGCGUGAUCCCCGAGGAUGAGGGUGGCACUCGUGAUGACCGUGGCAGACUCCCCAAGGGCGAGCACUUCAAGGGCAAGGGUGGCCCCGAGGAUAGCCUCAAGGCCGAGUCCGAUAUCCGUCCGGGUGACCAGGACGUCCCCAAUUUGCAGGACUUUAAGCGUCGGGGUGUUGCGGAGUAA